Ctenopharyngodon idella (grass carp) is the source of this 2424-nucleotide messenger RNA. It is a transcript of the gene pcyt1aa, whose product is annotated as phosphate cytidylyltransferase 1A, choline a. NCBI's taxonomy places the organism in Eukaryota, Metazoa, Chordata, Actinopteri, Cypriniformes, Xenocyprididae. Gene Ontology annotation, cellular component: endoplasmic reticulum. The transcript is spliced from 9 exons. Gene Ontology annotation, molecular function: choline-phosphate cytidylyltransferase activity; phosphatidylcholine binding. Bases 220 to 1344 code for a protein of 374 amino acids. The record is from RefSeq and is a predicted model, not a curated record. Gene Ontology annotation, biological process: CDP-choline pathway.
GAUUUUGCUGCCAUCUUGGAGCUGAAUAAAGUUGAUCCCAGUCUCUUUUGUGGUUUCUGUCAAAUCGGAAGGUCUGAGAUCACUAAACAUUGAGACAUUUAAAUCGACACUUCCGACUCCUGUCACAUUUCGACCUAAGGAAACACAUAAACCUAAACCUUCAACCACCUUUUUAACACCAUCUGAGCUCUUGACGGCAUUAAAGCAAAAGGAGCCUGAAUGGAGGCCCAUGGUUCAGCACGAUUGUCCAGGAAGAGAAAGAGAGAAGGUUCAAAUGGAGAGGCAGAGGAAGGCGAGAAACCCGUGAAGUUUAAACGAUGCACAGUGGGUCUGAAAUACCCGGCUCCGUAUGCAGAUCAGCUCGAGUCAAUGGAAGAUAAGCCAUAUCAGCGCGUCACCAUGGAGGAAGCUCGCAGAGGCACUCCACCCGACAGGCCUGUACGGGUGUACGCUGAUGGUAUCUUCGACAUGUUCCACUCAGGACAUGCCCGUGCUCUCAUGCAGGCUAAAUGCCUUUUUCCAAACACUCACCUUAUUGUAGGUGUGUGUAGCGAUGACCUGACACACAAGUUAAAGGGCUUCACAGUCAUGAACGAGGAUGAACGCUAUGAUGCGAUUAGUCACUGCCGCUAUGUGGACGAGGUGGUCCGGAAUGCUCCGUGGACUCUCACGCCUGAGUUCCUCACCAAACAUCGGAUUGACUUUGUGGCUCAUGAUGAUAUCCCAUAUUCCUCAGCUGACAGUGAUGAUGUUUACAAGCACAUUAAAGAAGCAGGAAUGUUUGCACCAACCCAACGAACAGAGGGCAUUUCCACUUCUGACAUCAUCACACGCAUUGUUCGAGAUUAUGACGUGUACGUCAGACGGAAUCUACAACGCGGCUACACCGCAAAAGAGCUUAACGUCAGCUUUAUUAAUGAAAAGAAGUACAACCUUCAGGAGCGCGUGGACAAGGUGAAGAAGAAGGUGAAGGACGUAGAGGAGAAGAGUAAAGAGUUUGUGCAGAAGGUGGAGGAGAAGAGCAUCGACCUGAUCCAGAAAUGGGAAGAGAAGUCCCGUGAGUUCAUUGGCAACUUCCUGCAGAUGUUUGGACCAGAGGGAGCUUUGAAACACAUGCUAAAGGAAGGGAAAGGUCGAAUGCUUCAGGCCAUCAGUCCGAGGCACAGUCCCAACAGCAGUCCCACACGUGAGCGUUCCCCUUCUCCAACCUUCCGUCUGCCCUUCUUCACCAAGACCUCCCCACCCUCCUCCCCCUCCUCACAUCACAGCAGCGCCCUGCCCGGCUACACCUAUGCCGCCCGCAGACAGGCCAUCAGCGAAGACGAGGAGGAUGACGAAGAUUAGAGUGCCACAGCACACCAUACAUCUGUCUUCCAAUACUGGCAAUCGAACCUCAGAAACGAAGCAAUCCUUAUACAAUCCCUCAGUUUCGCACUCCGUAUUAUUAACAGAUAUGAAGGUUUAAAAUGCAACGACGUGUAUAACGUAGUGACUGUGGAGAUUUUAAAAGUUGUUAUCAGCCAUGGAAUGUGAGUAUUCAAACUUCAGCGUCUUGUUUUGAAUCACGCAGGAUUGUUUUAGAACGAGUGCACAUGGUAUUAAAGUUUCAGUUUUAAUGAUUUUAAUGUUCUUAUCAUAAUAUAUAAAUGUUAGACAUCUCAUAGGUCAUGUGUCCCUAGGAAUGGACAAGAUUGGCUUGUAACGUCGAAAACACUGCAACUCUUUCCACAAGGAACUGUAAGAUAAAUGCCAUUAUCUAUACAAAAGAGCUAAAAAAUAAUAAUGAAAAUUGUUAUUUGUCCAUAUCGCAAGGCACAUAAUCAGUGUUGUCAUGGUUAAUAGUUCUAAAAAAUGUCUUGAAUAGCUAAAAUACGCCAAUAUUACAAAGGCACCUCAAGUAUGACUGAUAAGAAAAUGAGGUAGUAACUACCAUCAAUGCAUAAAGUAACUCUACUUGAAUUUGGUGUCAUGCUUUAGUACAGGUCAUGGUUCCAAAUUUGAACACUUUAUUUGAAAAAAAAUAUAUAUGCUUAGUAACAUAAAAAAAGAGUUUGAAAAAGUUUUGUUUUUACUGUAAUGAGAAAGUGAAGCAAAUCCCUGUUUUUAUAUAAUUUCAUUACCGCACAAUGCCGUUUCUCUGUCACUGUGAUUGUUCUCAUAGAGCUCUUAAGAAUCAUCCUAAGGCUAAAGGGCUUUUCCAAGUUCAGUGUUAGAUGAGCUUUGGACUCAAACUUGAUAAUUGCCCAAUUAGGUUCUGCAAAAUUAGUUGUGCACAUUUUAAAGUCAAACCAACUGUGCUGUCGAUAAUUAAUUAAGAAAUGAAACCACUUAAAAGGAAUAUUCUGGGUUAAAUACAACCUAAACUCAAUAGCUGCUGUCCAGUGUGAUAGAAAAUGAUUUUGCCUCUGUAUAAAAAACAAAGCA